CGUUCUUCAAGGUCAAUUGUUGUGGAAGCCAUUCCCAUCUCCCCAGGCGCACAAGGGCUUGUCUCUGUCGCCCACCAGAGCAGUUCCACAAAGUCUUACAGCUUUCGGUUUCCAGCAUGGCGCAGAGUUCAUCCAGUGUCCAGUCUAGUCCCUAUAGUUCACAACGGAGACAUGCUUCCAAACACCGUUUCUUCGUGGUUGAACUGUCACAAGCCCUUUUCGACUUCGUGAUUCGACUUCUUCCAGCCCAAGAAGAGAUGGCUGUAAAGGAAGAUGUCAGGAAACUCCUUGAGAGGUUGAUUCGCACAAUCGAACCUGACAGCCGACUGCUAUCAUUCGGAAGCACGGCGAACGGCUUUAGCCUUCGCAACUCAGAUAUGGAUCUAUGCUGUCUCAUCGAUUCCGACGAGCGUCUGUCUGCAUCAGACCUGGUUACGAUGCUUGGCGACCUCCUAGAACGCGAAACCAAGUUUCACGUCAAACCACUACCUCAUGCACGUAUACCGAUCGUCAAGCUCUCCUUAGAUCCAUCUCCUGGACUACCACAUGGUAUCGCUUGCGAUAUCGGUUUUGAGAAUAGACUCGCCCUGGAGAAUACAAGGCUGCUCAUGUGCUACGCUAUGAUCGAUCCCACACGUGUGCGGACACUAGUGCUCUUCCUCAAAGUAUGGAGCAAGCGGAGAAACAUCAAUUCUCCGUACCAGGGGACACUAUCGUCUUACGGCUACGUUUUACUUGUCAUAUAUUUCCUCAUACACGUGAAGAAUCCGCCUGUACUACCAAAUUUACAGCAAAUGCCUCCUCUACGACCGAUUUCUCAGGAGGACACCCACAUUGGGGGGCAUAAUACUUGGUUUUUUGACGACAUAGAACUUCUACGCCAGCGAUGGCAUUCAUCUAAUACCGAUAGUGUGGCUGAUUUGUUGAUUGAUUUCUUCCGAUAUUAUUCUCGUGAUUUUACCUACAAUACAGGCGUUGCUUCCAUUCGAGGAGGCUUAUUGAAGAAGGAGAGCAAGGGAUGGCAAAACGAGCUGGCAGCCGGCCGAUAUAAUGACUCCAGAGAGCGAAAUCGGUUUUGUAUAGAGGAUCCGUUUGAGAUCGACUUCAACGUUGCCCGAUGUGUAACAAAAGAAGGGCUUUAUCAGAUUCGUGGAGAAUUCAUGCGCGCGUCUAGGAUCCUUGCAAUGCGCCCUCGCGCCCUUGUUGCACUUGCUCAACUGUGUGAAGAGAAAGGUGAAGACCCGCAAACGACAUCACCUCCAUCUGUCUUCGUCCCGCCCCGCCUCUCCUUUCCUCCUCAGACGCCAUACACCGUUGGGAGCAACUCCAUGAGACCCAAGGGUGCACCGGCUGAGCGACUUUCACCCCAACCUGAGUUCUUUGAGCCUGAAAAUCGACAUUCGGGCGAUAGCUGUGUUCCGUCUCGUACCCCACCCGAGCACAUGGCACCAAGAAGGACCCAGUGGACUAGCCCGCCCCCACCAGAGGCUCCGGCUGCCCACCACGCCAUAUUUGAAGAUCAGCUUGACCAAGGUCUUGCACUGGCAACGUCUUCGACAAUGGCGCGGGAGGCUGGGAAGACAACAUCAUCUCCUGAACGUUCUGAACUCCUCAGCGAUGAAGAGCGUCGAUCAGAUGCUACCGAGUCCGAUGAAGUGCAAUCCGUUCAAUCUUUUACUGAAGGAUCACGUGCAACUCCCUUAGCAUCUACGUCCUAUAUCGAAUCCCCGACGUCUGCUGUUGGACCCGGGAUCCGAGGCAGGGUGCCCUCGAGAUCUUCGCGUCCUAGUGACAACAAACUGAGCUCCUUCGUCGUUCACACUCUGGCCCUCCAAAUGGCAAGUCUAAUCGUUUUUUCGUGGCCUUCUGCCACAUCCAUUGCAUAUACUCCCACAAUCGGACCGUCAAUUUCAACAUCCUCCCGCUUGCAUGUUCCUGACAUGUCUGCUUCGACCAACACUGUAUUCUAUGAAACCACGGGCACGCCGCCGCGAUUUCCCGCAUACCCGUUACCCGCACCUGCACCAUCUCACCUGUUAUCUAAUGUGCCAUUUUACAUGCGAAGCUAUCUUGACCAAACCGCUAACAAUACCGCUACAAUCGAUAUAUCCAGAGACGGUUCAUCGUCACCACUCUCUCAGGCGCCAUUCUCACAUUCACACACACAUACGCCCUCCACUGCCACAAUCACCUCCCGCGUCCAACUUAUAUCACGACAUCCUUCAGGUUCGCCGCCACAUUCGCCGCUGCGCAAUAACAUGCAUGGACGUAUGGGGAUGUUAUGCGAGCCUGGAAGUGAUUCAUCUUCGCCGACAUCGGGAAGUUGCUCACCGUCUCCUUCACCGACUCUUGUGCACCAGCACCAGCACCAGCACCAGCAUGCAGUUGAUGAGUUUACACGAUACAACACGUUCAAGAUGGUUGCUCCUCGGCUGAGACGCAUUCGUGCGGAUCCAGUAACGGUAGAUCUGACACCUGAUGAUGCUUUGCGAUAG
Suillus clintonianus is the source of this 2495-nucleotide messenger RNA. RefSeq lists its product as uncharacterized. The record is from RefSeq and is a predicted model, not a curated record. The transcript is spliced from 12 exons. Gene Ontology annotation, biological process: RNA 3'-end processing. Lineage: Eukaryota; Fungi; Basidiomycota; Agaricomycetes; Boletales; Suillaceae. Gene Ontology annotation, molecular function: nucleotidyltransferase activity. The coding region runs from base 117 to 2495 and encodes 792 amino acids.